This is a messenger RNA of Mirounga angustirostris (Northern elephant seal), 2567 nucleotides long. It is a transcript of the gene DDIT4L, whose product is annotated as DNA damage inducible transcript 4 like. The coding region runs from base 36 to 809 and encodes 257 amino acids. Gene Ontology annotation, cellular component: cytoplasm. The record is from RefSeq and is a predicted model, not a curated record. Lineage: Eukaryota; Metazoa; Chordata; Mammalia; Carnivora; Phocidae. The transcript is spliced from 3 exons. Gene Ontology annotation, biological process: negative regulation of signal transduction.
GGCCGCAGGGGCGAUGCUGCUCGGUGGAGCGGGUAAUGCGUGGGGUGGGGGUCGAUCAGGGCUUGGGUCUGCAGGUCCCUGAGCCUCCGAGGGAGGAGGCCCCUGAGAUCGGUUCGUGCCUCCGUUUACCCCGCCGCUUUGCCAGCGAGCGCGCCCGUCGCAGCGAACUCCCGGCAGCGCCCCGGAAAGGCCGUUCCGCCCCCGCGAGGGAAACAGAGCCGUUGACCAUGGUUGCAACUGGCAGUUUGAGCAGUAAGAACCCGGCCUGCAUUUCAGAGUUGCUAGAGCAUGACUUCCACCCGGGGAGCCUGCUAAAUGAUUUCGACUACUGGGAUUAUGUUGUUCCUGAACCCAACCUCAAUGAGGUGAUGUUUGAGGAGACAACUUGCCAGAGUUUGGCGAAAAUGCUGGAGAACUGUCUGUCCAAAUCAAAGCAAACCAAACUUGGUUGCUCAAAAGUCCUUGUCCCUGAGAAACUGACCCAGAGGAUUGCUCAGGAUGUCCUACGGCUGUCCUCCACGGAGCCCUGCGGCCUGCGAGGUUGCGUUAUGCACGUAAACUUGGAAGUUGAAAACGUAUGUAAAAAGCUGGAUAAAAUUGUGUGUGAUUCAAGCGUGGUGCCCACUUUCGAGCUCACCCUUGUGUUUAAGCAGGAGAACGGCUCCUGGACUAGCUUCAGGGACUUUUUCUUCAGCCGAGGUCGCUUCUCAUCUGGCCUCAGGCGAACUCUGAUCCUGAGUUCAGGAUUCCGACUUGUGAAGAAAAAGCUUUACUCCUUGAUUGGAACCACAGUCAUUGAAGAGUGCUGAAAAGGAAAGAUUUUAAAGGUCCUUUUUAUGAUUGGGUCAUAAAACUGCACAGUUGCCCUGUGAGAGUCAUUUUAGUCACUCUGCCUGCUCUCAACGAGAAACCCCAAAUUGAGUCAUCUCCCUUCCAGGCUUCACAUUUACAGCAACCCAACUAAAAGGCUGAGUUCAUGGCUUUUGAGAAAGGACCUGAAAAAGUGUAUUUUUUUUUUUUUUUUUUUUUUGCCUAUAUCCCAUGUUUUUACAAAAUGGCAUGGAAUAAAAGAAGCAGUCCACCUUAGUUUUAUAUUUGACCUCGCUUUUUCCAGGUUGUCUUGCUAAAUAGACUAUACACCAAAUGUGCCUAAUUAGAUUUUCCUAUGGCUUUUUUUUUCUGUAUGUUUUCAGAGUAAUCCUUUCAGUCAGAAACGUCAUGAUGCUUAGCCCGUCGAAACUUCCAGAAGCCCGCACCACUUUCCUGCCCCUACUCAGAUAAGAAGCGUUCUCAGACUGGAGGGUAGAAUGUAGUGGGUGAGUGUAAUUAAAACUUCACCCCGUGCAAGAGUGAAUAAGAAAUGUCACAGCAAGAACAUAGCUACUUCACUGUUUCUUGGCAUCCUCUCUAUGCUUCCGUUUUAGAGGUGGCAAAAGCGUGUAUUGUCAUUUCAGUAACCACAGUAUUGUUUAAAAUAACUUUAUGAUACAAUACAAGCUCCCUUUUUCUAGUUCUCAAGUAUUGAAUGUUAUGUUUAAGCUAAAAAAGUGAAAAGUGUUCAACGGAUUUUUUUGCAUAUAGUUGAUCACUCUUCCCCUGAGGGCAUGGUGAAUGUGUAUGGGAAUGGGAAGUGAGUUCUCAGAUCCACUUCCUUUCUCAUUCACUUGAUAAUCUAGCUUCUGAUUUUCAUCAUCACGUAUACUUAACCUCAGAUGAAGCAUCUCACCCAGUCAGUGUCAUCUGGCUCUGGCCUCUCCUGGGAACUGAGGUGUUUCUCCUUAGCCUGAAUCUUCCAAGGAGAUAAUAGGUGCCUGCUACCACUUUUCAUGAUCAACAUGGGCCUAUUUAUGAAGUCUGCUCUGGCUGUGGAUAUCUGGUGUAUAGUACAGACUAGGGAAUGAAAAUCAUGGUCUAGAUAACCAGUUUUCUUCAGCCUUGGAUACAUGUCCCUAGGGAACAAGAAAGGCCUGAUUUUUUUUCUCGUUCCUCCUAGCUAGGUCCUUAGCCAUUCUUGUUUUAUGUUAAUGAGAGAAUGUAGCCUUACACUAUUCAGCAAGGCCCUCACAUUUUUGCUGUAAAUCAGCAAAAGGAGCUCAGUCAGGUCUCCUGCCCAAAUUAUUAGUACCACUUUACGUGCCUGAAGCCAGGGUUGUAGGGACAAAUGUCUUCAUCCUGGUGUUGCUCAAAAGCGGGUGUGAUCCUGUUAUGGAUCCCAUACGUGACCUAAAAGUUCACUAUUCAAAUCAGCAAGCAGUCUAACAAAUCCAACUCUUCAUGUGUUUGAGAAGAUACCGCAAAGCCGGUCCUUAUAGGACUGGGCCCGGAGCAGUCAGCCUCGUUUGCAUGUCUGUUACUCUUGGGCUCUAAAGGUCACCGUGAUUCUGUGGGCCUGGCUUCUCUGGCUUGGAUGUAGAACCAUUGUCCUUCUCCCACUAACAGUUGUCGUUGACUCUUGUCUUUUGUGCUCACAAAAUGGUGAUGGCUUAUGGAGAUUCCUAAAUUAAUAUUCCUGUUAAAGGAAAUUACAGUUUGUCUAUUUUUGACAAUAAAGCAUCAUAUAUUUUUAA